GGGACUGGGCGUUUUGGGGGUAGAGGAGGAGAGGCCUGGGGAGUUGGGGGUAGAGAUGUCUGGACAGGGAGAUCUAAGGAAAGUAGGGGAGAGACAGGGUCUGUUGGGGAACCAUGUUGGGGUGAGGGAGGAGGGUGGUGAAGGAGUUGGGGUGCAGGAGAUGGCUGGUGGGGGAGCUGGUGGCUGGCAGGACAGGCGGUGGCUGGUACGGGAGGGGGAGCAUUGCCCCCCGCAGGCACUGUCCUUCUGUGGCAGCGGUUUCCUGGUGGUGUAUCAGAUUGGCGCGGUGCAAUGUUUGCUGCGCCACGUUCCGCAGGUGAUGCGGGGAAUCCGCAGAGUUUAUGGAGCAUCGGCGGGAUCCCUCAUCGCUGCCGCUGUUGUCUGUGGUGUUAAUCUGGACGGCUUCUAUUGGAACAUUGGAAAAGCCUCUAAAAUGUGCAGGGAGCAUGUCUUGGGGGCGAUGCACCCGACCUUUAACAUGCUGGAGGUUCUUAGGGAAGCUGUGAUCAGGAACCUCCCGUCAAACGCUCAUCAGCUGGCCCACGGCAAACUUUUCAUCUCCCUGACCCGCAUUCCUGAUGGAGAGAACGUUUUAGUUUCUGAUUUUGCCUCCAGAGACGAACUUGUCCAGGUACUGGUCUGUAGCUGCUUUUUUCCUGUCUACUGCGGAUUCAUCCCUCCGAUCUUCCGUGGAGUGCGCUAUAUUGACGGAGGAUUAAGCAACAAUCAGCCUUUGUUUGAUGGAAAGAGGACGAUCACCAUUUCACCGUUCUCUGGCAAGACGGACAUUUGCCCAAGCAGCGAUAUCGGCUACACCAUGGGAUUCAGCAAUAGCAGCUACACCUUGUGCCCGGAGAACCUAUUGCGCUUCAUCUUCGCGCUCAUCCCACCACAUUCUGAGAUGUUGAAGGAAUUCCGGCAGAAUGGUUACCGGGAUGCCCUGGAAUUUCUGAGGGUGAGCUGGAGUGAAGAGAUUUUCUGAUCACGUGGAGGAGCACUGCUAUUGGCGGACAAGCUCAGAAAUAUAUUUUAGUCCUCAAUGUAACUGAUAUGUGCAACCGCCUUGGCAGGUUCUUGUCUCCCCAAAUCCCUUCAAAAGAAGCUAAAGUGUGAACGAGAAAGAUCAUUCUUCCUGUCAUCCCUACUUUCCAUUGAGCACAUAACAUACACAUCACAGUCCCAACCCCUGAGCCUCCCAUGCCUCCAAUCACUGGUCCACUCGUGUAAGGCCAGGGCAAGGAAUCCCGUUUGUUCCAGCUUCCUAAUUAAGCCCUAGCCUUGUGCCUUCACUGGUUGUGACGCUGAG
This is a messenger RNA of Callorhinchus milii (elephant shark), 1306 nucleotides long. RefSeq names its product patatin-like phospholipase domain-containing protein 2. The record is from RefSeq and is a predicted model, not a curated record. Gene Ontology annotation, cellular component: membrane; lipid droplet; cytoplasm. Lineage: Eukaryota; Metazoa; Chordata; Chondrichthyes; Chimaeriformes; Callorhinchidae. The transcript has 6 exons. Gene Ontology annotation, biological process: lipid homeostasis; triglyceride catabolic process. Bases 56 to 982 code for a protein of 308 amino acids. Gene Ontology annotation, molecular function: triacylglycerol lipase activity.